Molecule: messenger RNA, 1722 nt
Organism: Drosophila melanogaster (fruit fly)
Lineage: Eukaryota; Metazoa; Arthropoda; Insecta; Diptera; Drosophilidae
Gene: ppk7
Product: pickpocket 7
Exons: 5
Coding region: 1-1722 (573 amino acids)
Biological process (GO): sodium ion transport
Cellular component (GO): membrane
Molecular function (GO): sodium channel activity
Source: RefSeq, marked reviewed
AUGACACUGGUUUACUUUCCUCCUUCAAAGCUUCAGCAGCAGCAGCAGCCAUCGAGAUCCAGUCGCCUGGCCCAACAGUUGGCCCAAUCCUCCUGGCAGCUGGCCCUGCGCUUUGGCAAACGGACCACUAUCCACGGCCUGGACAGGCUGCUUAGUGCCAAGGCCAGUCGAUGGGAGCGAUUCGUCUGGCUGUGCACCUUUGUGAGUGCCUUCCUGGGCGCGGUGUACGUUUGCCUGAUUCUCUCCGCCCGCUACAACGCCGCCCACUUCCAGACGGUGGUGGAUAGCACGCGGUUUCCGGUUUACCGCAUACCAUUUCCGGUCAUAACGAUCUGCAACCGGAAUCGCCUCAACUGGCAACGCCUGGCGGAGGCGAAGUCAAGAUUCCUGGCCAACGGCAGCAACUCCGCCCAGCAGGAGCUCUUCGAGCUGAUUGUGGGCACCUACGACGAUGCUUACUUCGGUCACUUUCAGUCCUUCGAGCGAUUGCGCAACCAGCCAACGGAGCUGCUCAACUAUGUCAAUUUCAGCCAGGUGGUGGAUUUUAUGACCUGGCGCUGCAACGAGCUGCUCGCGGAAUGCCUGUGGCGCCACCAUGCCUACGACUGCUGCGAGAUCUUCUCGAAGCGGCGCAGCAAGAACGGCUUGUGCUGGGCUUUCAACUCGCUGGAGACGGAAGAGGGCAGGCGGAUGCAGCUGCUCGAUCCCAUGUGGCCCUGGCGUACUGGGUCGGCGGGUCCCAUGAGCGCCCUCUCCGUGCGUGUUCUCAUCCAGCCCGCGAAGCACUGGCCGGGGCACAGGGAGACGAAUGCCAUGAAGGGCAUCGAUGUCAUGGUUACCGAGCCAUUUGUGUGGCACAACAAUCCGUUCUUCGUGGCCGCGAACACGGAGACGACCAUGGAGAUCGAACCCGUCAUCUACUUCUAUGACAACGACACCCGGGGAGUUCGCUCCGACCAGCGCCAGUGCGUCUUCGAUGAUGAGCACAACAGCAAGGAUUUCAAGUCGCUGCAAGGAUACGUUUACAUGAUUGAAAACUGUCAGUCCGAGUGCCAUCAGGAGUACUUGGUGCGCUAUUGCAACUGCACAAUGGACCUACUGUUUCCACCGGGUCAAUAUCGAUCGUGUCGGGCGCAGGAUUUGCUGUGCCUCGCUGAGCACAAUGACCUGCUCAUCUACUCCCACAAUCCCGGCGAGAAGGAGUUCGUUCGCAACCAAUUUCAGGGAAUGUCCUGCAAGUGCUUCCGCAACUGCUACUCCCUCAACUACAUCAGCGAUGUCCGGCCCGCCUUCCUGCCACCGGAUGUGUACGCAAACAACUCCUAUGUGGACCUGGAUGUGCACUUUCGCUUCGAGACCAUUAUGGUCUAUCGCACCAGCCUCGUCUUCGGCUGGGUGGACUUAAUGGUUAGCUUUGGAGGAAUUGCCGGUCUUUUUCUUGGCUGCUCCCUAAUUAGUGGCAUGGAACUGGCCUAUUUCCUGUGCAUUGAGGUGCCGGCCUUUGGGCUGGAUGGACUGCGUCGAAGGUGGAAGGCUCGACGGCAGAUGGAUCUGGGCGUAACCGUGCCCACGCCCACUUUGAACUUUCAACAAACCACGCCCAGUCAGCUGAUGGAGAACUACAUUAUGCAACUGAAGGCUGAGAAGGCGCAACAGCAGAAGGCGAACUUUCAAAACUGGCACCGCAUAACAUUUGCUCAAAAGCAUGUUAUUGGCAAGUGA